Messenger RNA from Neogale vison (American mink), 1709 nucleotides. It is a transcript of the gene POLR2C, whose product is annotated as RNA polymerase II subunit C. Gene Ontology annotation, biological process: DNA-templated transcription. Gene Ontology annotation, molecular function: DNA-directed RNA polymerase activity; DNA binding; protein dimerization activity. The transcript has 9 exons. Lineage: Eukaryota; Metazoa; Chordata; Mammalia; Carnivora; Mustelidae. The record is from RefSeq and is a predicted model, not a curated record. Gene Ontology annotation, cellular component: RNA polymerase II, core complex. Bases 55 to 882 code for a protein of 275 amino acids.
GUGGCCGUGGCGCCGCGCAGCUGAAACCCGGGAGCUGGUGGGUCGUGAGGCACAAUGCCGUAUGCCAACCAGCCCACCGUGCGGAUCACGGAGCUUACCGAUGAGAAUGUCAAGUUCAUCAUCGAGAACACGGACCUGGCGGUAGCCAACUCUAUACGAAGGGUCUUCAUCGCCGAGGUGCCCAUAAUAGCCAUUGACUGGGUUCAGAUUGAUGCCAAUUCCUCAGUCCUUCAUGAUGAGUUCAUUGCUCACAGACUUGGACUAAUCCCCCUCACUAGUGACGACAUUGUGGACAAGUUGCAGUACUCCCGGGACUGCACGUGUGAGGAGUUCUGCCCCGAGUGCUCAGUGGAGUUCACCCUCGACGUGCGGUGCAAUGAAGACCAAACUCGUCACGUCACAUCUCGAGACCUCAUCUCCAACAGCCCCCGGGUCAUUCCAGUGACCUCUCGGAACCGAGAUAAUGACCCCAAUGACUACGUGGAACAGGAUGACAUCCUCAUUGUCAAGCUGAGGAAAGGCCAGGAGCUAAGACUUCGAGCCUAUGCCAAAAAGGGCUUUGGCAAGGAGCAUGCCAAGUGGAACCCUACUGCAGGGGUGGCUUUUGAAUAUGAUCCUGACAAUGCCCUGCGGCACACGGUGUACCCCAAGCCCGAGGAAUGGCCGAAGAGUGAGUACUCCGAGCUGGAUGAAGAUGAGUCCCAGGCUCCCUACGACCCUAAUGGCAAGCCAGAGAGGUUUUACUACAAUGUGGAGUCCUGUGGCUCUCUGCGUCCUGAAACCAUUGUCCUCUCAGCCCUCUCUGGAUUGAAGAAAAAGCUGAGUGACUUACAGACCCAGUUAAGCCACGAGAUCCAGAGUGAUGUUCUGACCAUAAACUAGUGGCAGCUCAGUGGCAGCUCUUGUUCCAGCAAGAGGGGUUCUAGACCGGCAGCUGGCUCUCCAGUCUCUCCAGAGAUACCUGUAGCCUCUGGGGUGGCCAGCUGUUGCUCAGGCUUCUUGGCAAGCCAUCAGUAACCGUAGGAAAGUAGCUGAAGGGGGAGGGGUUCCCUCCCAGCUUUGCUCCAUUGCGGACAGGUGGCCCUGGAGUGCCACUGGUAUCUGAAUCCAGACAGGUUUUUACUAGACAUUAGCAUCCUGGCCCUGCCCCCUGAUUGCCAGCAGUACCCCCAGAUCACCCCUUCAGCCGGUUUCCUGACAUACCUGGGUAGGGUGAGAACUGCAGGGUAAGACUCACCUCUUCUGGUCAUUUCGGGUCUUCAGCCCCUUUCUAAAAGCUCUCACCAUUGAACCUUGGGCUUCUGGUGUCAGGACUGAGUGCUGGAGCUAUCCGUCCAGCUCCCGGCCCAAGCCAGCCUAUAAGCAUUUCACUCAAACCCCCGAGUGGCCCAGACUUGAGAAACCUUAGUAAAUGGUGUUAAGACUGUGGCUGCCCCCCUCCCCAGAUAAACCCUGUAUGUCUGCAUUUACUGCCAGGGGCCUGAUUAUUUAAGUUCACAGGCUGGGGGGCAAGGGCCUUAAGGGAGGUCUGGCCUUGACCCCUUAGCCCUAGAGGUAGAAUCACCCCCAAAGCAAUUAAUUAGGCCAUCUAGAAGGAGAAACCAGGAGAAAACUGGAGACCUGCUACAGAAAGGAAGGGAUAUUUAUUAACAGGAGUUGUCUUUUUUAAAAGUUUUUAUUUUUGGCAAUAAAGAGCACAACAUAAUCUC